Molecule: messenger RNA, 2208 nt
Organism: Aspergillus sclerotioniger CBS 115572
Lineage: Eukaryota; Fungi; Ascomycota; Eurotiomycetes; Eurotiales; Aspergillaceae
Product: Zn(II)2Cys6 transcription factor
Exons: 5
Coding region: 32-1813 (593 amino acids)
Biological process (GO): regulation of DNA-templated transcription; DNA-templated transcription
Molecular function (GO): DNA-binding transcription factor activity, RNA polymerase II-specific; DNA binding; zinc ion binding
Source: RefSeq, a predicted model, not a curated record
GCUAGUCCUUCCCCAUCCGAUUGGCCCUACCAUGCAGGGUCACUUCAAGUCCAGCCCUACCCCGACUUCCGAGGGGGGCUACAUCCCGUUGCGUCGCACCGCCCGUGCCUGUGACUCGUGCCAUCGCCGAAAGAUCCAAUGUGACUCCUCUGUCCCUUGUAAUUGGUGUCGGCAUCAUAAUCUCGAGUGCACCUUUGAUAGACCCAUCGGCGGCAAACGGAAGAAGACCAGUCAGCCCGCCAAUCCAAGACCUCAUCCCCCACAGCCCCAGGAAGAAUUGGAGGAUCGGGUGCGUCGGCUCAAACAGCUUCUCACCCGGUCCAUCGCCACCAAUGAGCAUCCAAAACACUGUCUAUCUUUGUUGGACAAAGGCCAUCUUGACAUCGAAGGAAUGGUGCCGGAACCCCAUCCCAGUAGUGGCUUGUGCUUUGGUAAGAUCCAUUUCGCCGGACACUACGUAGGUGACAUCCGCACUUACUCAGGGAUCCCCUGCUUCUCGCAUGACGGCUACGAAUGGGUGCGGUCUUGUACCGGGGAGUCUGGCACUUUCGACGACCUCUGGUCGCACAAGUUCCCGCACCAUGUUCCACAUUUGACAGCACCCCCGCAAAACGGUUACAACUCGGUCACACCGGAUCUCCCAGACCGGUCGUUGGUGGAACAGUGGGCGCGCCACUUCUUCUCGUCUUACGAAUGCUUGGUCUUUCCGGUGGUGGAUGAGGUGCUGUUCCGGGAUACCAUCGAUAUCGCCUAUCAACCGUGUCAGGGGCCGCUCCCGGUGGGAAUCACCAGUUCCAGGGCGUGCGUGUUGGCCUUUUUAGCCUUUAUCGCUGAACUCGAUCCGGCUCCUAAUCUCCCGUACGUCGACUCUGCUAUCUAUGCCGCCAAGGCGCAGAACCUGCUCCCGUAUAUGCUGCACGAUGUCAGCUUGCCCACGCUACAGAACAUGGUCAUGCAGACAAUGUACCGGACCUUCACCGGCGAACUACAACUCGCCAACCAAUUCCACUCCAUGGCCUGUCGAGUCAUGUUCAUGCUCGGCGGCGAGACCAAAGACAACCGACCACGAGACAACUCAGGGCCAGGAGACCGCAUCUGGCGAUACCAGCGGAUGCUGCGACGGAUGUUCUGGCUCUGCUACGGCUUCGACAAGGAACUGUGCUUCCGAUCCGGACAACCACCAGUCAUCGACGACGAACACUGCGAUUUGAGCCUUCCACCAAACUACACCGAACUGCAAUACCCAAGCCAACAACACCACGUGACACUCUACGAAGACAUGACCAUUCCUAUCUUCCCGGGUGAUUUACGACUUACGAUGCUGAAAUCGAAAACCUACCGUACCUUGUACUCCGCCAAGGCGUUACACAAAUCCGAUACCCAGCUGCUGCAGGACAUUCGUGAGCUAGACGACGAGCUAGAACAGUGGCGAAUGAGCGUUCCUCCGGCCCACAGACCAACAUUAGGCUCGGCCUUGGAGCAUCAGUCCGCCCCUGUAUUGCCGAUGCAAGCCGUUGUCAUCCGCUUGGAAUACCAUUACAUGAUGUGUACGAUCCAUCGAGCAAGCGGACGAUGUCAAGCGUGGGGGAAUUCUCAGAAUGGAAUGAUGGAGGGAGUCAAUUCGAGUAUGUUGCUUGCUGUGGAGGCGAGUCGGUCCUCGUUGCAUUAUCUUCGGUCGGUGAUUGGUUCGGAUGAUAAUAUUCUACCCCAUGUCCGCAAUCCUCACCAUCUUCUGCAGCGUUCUCAUGAACCCGCUGGAUCCAUGCGUCGAAGACGAUUUGAAUCUUCUCACUGUCGUCCCAACCUUGAUUAAGAAUGUCAAGAGGAGGAGAACCGCUGAUAAUGAACGCGCGCAUAUGCAAAUGGUGACGAAUUUUGUGGCCGAGUUGACGAGACUUGGGCAUUGUGCUAUUGAGAAGGCGAUGAGGGUCAGAGGGAAUUCUCAGUAGGAGAUUUAUUCCUGUUGUUAUGGUUUGUGGUUUGUGCUGCUUGUUUGGUGUAUAUGGAGCCUGUUUGUUAGAUACCCGUGUCAUAUGCUGUUGUUGUGUUGUGUUGUGUGGAGUAUAUAUUGUUUUCUUUUGUUUGUUUGUAUAUGUCGGAUGGUGGGGGUGGUUACUGUGGAUAUGUGUUGUAUUAGAUUGGAUAUAUAGUUGAAGGAUUGCAGAGGGAGGAAAACUAGAAAUUCAAAUACACUAUAUCUCUAUCAUC